GCCCGGCGCGGGGCCCGCCCCUGCGGCGCCUGGAGGAGCGCGGGGCUGACUGACCGGUGGACCGGAUCCGACCGAUUGCGCGCGGCGGAAGAAUGACAACACACUUUACUUAGAGUCGGGGCAUCUGUGGAAGUUUCCCUUCUGGCUAUUGGAGGCUUGGGGGAGGAUUUGUAGACAGAGGCGGGAGCUGCCCUGCUGAGCCCCCUCGGCCUGGGUGUGGAGUGUGGGCCAUUCCGGGGGAACCCUCCUGAGCCAGUCUCGCCUUCGUGGCUCCACUGAGGGGAUGGCCGCCGGUUCCGGCAGCUGUUCCUGGGCUGUGACUGAAAGAGGAGGCUGAGCGCAGCUAGGACGCCCAGGUCCAGCUGCCCCAAGUCCCCCGGAACCUGCCUUCAGGGGCUCCCAGCAGGAGGGUGGCCCGCAGGCGCCCCGCAGAGGGAGGACCUGUGGGCAGAGGACCUGGGCUGGUGGAGCCGCGGCUGUCUGCGGCUGGAUUGCCGGCCCGGGCUCCUCCGCAGGGCUGCCCUCCUGAAGACGGCUGCCAGACCCGCUCCGCCUCACCCGGGCACCGUGUCUGGGACCCCAAGGCUCUAAGCACACACCCUGCCCUGGCUGCUCUGGCUGCUGAGCCCGCCCUCCGGCCACACCUCCUUGUUAGUGCCCAUGCACUGACCCUGGGAGACAGACAGGAGGAGGCAGAGGACAGAGGAGGCCAGGCCAUGGCUGCUCCCAGGCCCUACCCGGGCUCCUGAGGCUUGGAAGGAAAGGGGCUCCCAGGGCUUCCAGGGGCCUCUGCCCAUUGUCCUGCCCGCCCUUCCCCUUCGGCGCGGCGCCAGGAAGCUGCGACUUUGUUACCUGGGCGACUAGCUGCAGAACCCGGACUGAGGCAGACAGGUCCUGCUGCUCCCCAGGCUGUGCACCCUGACCCCAGGAGGGAGAGAGGGAGGCCCUGCCCUCGAACAGCCAAGCUGCCAGGGCUCCUGAGAAGUGGCUGCUGGCGCCUCCCACGCUGCCCUUUCUGCCAGGGGCCUGUGCCCCUCAGGCUGCCUGAGCCUGGUCACAGAGUGGGAUCUCCUGACCCAGCCUUGCCAGGGGCAGAGGGCACCGAGCCUUGAGGAGGGGAUGCCCCCGAGGGUCCCAGUCCAGCCGGCUGCCCCGCCCCUUAGGCCCAGCCUGGCCCCCUUGUUUCCCUGUCUGGUGCCCCGAGCAACCCCCCUGGCAGGAAGCUCCCGCCAUGGCCGAGCACCUGGAGCUGCUGGCAGAGAUGCCCGCGGUGGGCAGGAUGAGCACGCAGGAGCGGCUGAAGCACGCCCAGAAGCGCCGGGCCCAGCAGGUGAAGAUGUGGGCCCAGGCUGAGAAGGAGGCCCAGGGCAGAAAGGGCCACAGGGAGCGGCUGCGGAAGGAGGCGGCUGGCGGCAGGCUGCAGAAGCGGGUCCUCUUCCCUCCCAGCGUCACCCUUCUCGAGGCCGCUGCCCGAAAUGACCUGGAAGAAGUCCGCCAGUUCCUUCAGAGCGGGGUCAGCCCGGACCUGGCCAACGAGGAUGGUCUGACGGCCCUGCACCAGAGCUGCAUCGACGACUUCCGGGAAAUGGUGCAACAGCUGCUCGAGGCCGGGGCCACGGUCAAUGCCCGAGACAGUGAGAGCUGGACCCCCCUGCACGCUGCGGCCACCUGCGGCCACCUGCACCUGGUGGAGCUGCUCAUUGCCCGUGGUGCUGACCUCUUGGCAGUCAACACCGAUGGAAACAUGCCCUACGACCUCUGUGAGGAUGAGCAGACGCUGGACUGCCUUGAGACGGCCAUGGCCAACCGAGGCAUCACCCAGGACGGCAUCGAGGAGGCCCGGGCCUUGCCGGAGCUGCACAUGCUGGAGGACAUCCGGGGCCUACUGCAGACAGGGGCAGACCUGGAUGCCCCUGGGGACCACGGGGCCACGCUGCUACACAUCGCCGCCGCCAACGGGUUCAGCGAGGCAGCGGCCCUGCUGUUGGAACACCGGGUCAGCCUGGGCGCCAAGGACCACGACGGCUGGGAGCCGCUGCAUGCCGCGGCGUACUGGGGCCAGGUGCACCUGGUGGAGCUGCUGGUGGCACACGGAGCCGACCUCAAUGGAAAGUCCCUGAUGGAAGAGACGCCUCUUGACUUGUGCGGGGACGAGGAGGUGCGGGCCAAGCUGCUGGAGCUGAAGCACAAGCAGGACGCACUCCUGCGGGGCCAAGGUCGCCAGCGCUCUCUGCUGCGCCGCCGUACCUCCAGUGCUGGCAGCCGGGGGAAGGUGGUGAGGCGGGUGAGUCUGACCCAGCGCACCAGCCUGUACCGCAAGGAGCAUGCCCAGGAGGCCAUUGUGUGGCAACAGCCACCGCCCACCAGCCCGGAACCACCAGAGGAGGAUGAGGACGGCCAGACAGACACUGAGCUCGGGCCACCGCCCCCUGAGGAGGAGGACUCCGAAGUGUCUAGGCCACACAAUGGCCGAGUUGGGGGCAACCCGGGACGGCACCUGUACUCCAAGCGGCUCGACCGGAGUGUCUCCUACCAGCUGAACCCCCUGGAAAACGUGGCCCCCGACAGCCUAGGCCACAGCCUGGGCCGCACCAAGGCCCACCACACCCUGGCGGAGCUCAAGCGCCAGCGAGCGGCUGCUAAGCUGCAGCGCGGGCCCGGGCCCGAGGCCCCUGGGUCUGGUCUGCCUGCGGACACAGAGGCUCCCCAGCCUGAGUGUGGCUCCAGGGCUGGUGGGGACCCGCCCCUGCUCAAGCUCACAGCCCCCUCCGAGGAGGCCCCCGUGGAGAAGAGGCCCUGCUGCCUGCUCAUGUGAGGGGCUGGCGCUCGGGGUGCCAAGGCUCUGCUGCCAGGCCCGGCGGAGGCUGCCUCAGGCCUUUUGCUGGAGAUCCCGACAUGUGCCCUGUGGGCAGGCAGCCAGCCGUGUGGGACCCCACCUCCUCAGGCAGGAAUGGGCCUUGGCAGAAGCCAUACCUGGGGGGCACCUGGCUACAGAGAUCUUGUUUCAUCCUGUGACUCUCGAUAAAGCGUCCUCUGCCA
Molecule: messenger RNA, 3039 nt
Organism: Eptesicus fuscus (big brown bat)
Lineage: Eukaryota; Metazoa; Chordata; Mammalia; Chiroptera; Vespertilionidae
Gene: PPP1R16A
Product: protein phosphatase 1 regulatory subunit 16A
Exons: 14
Coding region: 1232-2815 (527 amino acids)
Cellular component (GO): cytoplasm
Molecular function (GO): phosphatase regulator activity; enzyme inhibitor activity; protein binding
Source: RefSeq, a predicted model, not a curated record